Messenger RNA from Gadus morhua (Atlantic cod), 1658 nucleotides. Its product is annotated as proline-rich protein 36. Bases 29 to 1504 code for a protein of 491 amino acids. NCBI's taxonomy places the organism in Eukaryota, Metazoa, Chordata, Actinopteri, Gadiformes, Gadidae. The transcript has 5 exons. The record is from RefSeq and is a predicted model, not a curated record.
GACUCAGAGAGAUUAUCGAACAGCGACGAUGGACAGGAAGACAUUAUUUUCUUUGUGGGCUCAACUGACCCCUGCUUCCAUCAUGAUGGCGGACAGGGAGUACUACACCGAGGUGACCAGGCUCGUCCCCGCCCCCCCUACUGAGGCCAAGCCCCCGGGCCUUAACCCCCGCUACCCUCGUGGGGCUAGGCUGCCCUGGUUGGCUGCCCCAGCUGGUGGCAGCAACGAGAGGGUCGUCCUCCGCCCCCCGACUGAGGCCAAGCCCCCGGGCCUUAACCCCCGCUACCCUCGUGGGGCUAGGCUGCCCCGGUUGGCUGUGGCUGAGGUGGCUGACGGCCAGGAAGCCUGGAUCCAGGCGGCCCACUCCGACACCGUGUCCCCCCGUGCACGGGCUCUGGGUGCCGCCUCGAGCCAGGAGACUUCCCCGGGCCGAACCCCCCCAGUGGCUGACCCUGACCACCAUCGUGGGUCUAGGCUGCCCCGGUUGGCUGCCCCAGCCGCUGGCGCCAGCGACAGGAUCGUCCUCCGCCCCCCUACUGAGGCCAAGCCCCCGGGCCUUAACCCCCGCUACCCUCGUGGGUCUAGGCUGCCCCGGUUGGCUGCCCCAGCUGGUGGCGCCAACGAGAGGAUCGUCCUCCGCCCCCCUACUGAGGCCAAGCCCCCGGGCCUUAACCCCCGCUACCCUCGUGGGGCUAGGCUGCCCCGGUUGGCUGUGGCUGAGGAGGCUGAUGGCCAGGAAGCCUGGAUCACGGCGGCCCACUCCGACACCGUGUCCCCCCGUGCACGGGCUCUGGGUGCCGCCUCGAGCCAGGAGACUUCCCCGGGCCAAACCCCCCCAGAAGUGGCUGACCCUGACCACCCUCGUGGGGCUAGGCUGCCCCGGUUGGCUGCCCCAGCCGCUGGCGCCAACGAGAGGAUCGUCCUCCGCCCCCCUACUGAGGCCAAGCCCCCACAUAGACCCCCAGUGUCCUUCACAGUGGAUCUGCGGGACGCCCCGCUGAGCUCCGCCCCCUCGUCCCGGAACGCCGCUGCCUCUGCCCGCCGCCGGGCACUCGGAGGCGCCGAGGCGGACCUCUCUGGGACGGAGCGCUCCCAGACUGCCAACGGCCAGAGGUCCCAGGCCCCAGGCAGGAUCGUCCUCCGCCCCCCUACUGAGGCCAAGCCCCCGGGCCUUAACCCCCGCUACCCUCGUGGGUCUAGGCUGCCCCGGUUGGCUGUGGCUGAGGAGGCUGACGGCCAGGAAGCCUGGAUCCAGGCGGCCCACUCCGACAGCGUGUCCCUCUGUGCACGGGCUCUGGGUGCCGCCUCGAGCCAGGAGACUUCCCCGGGCCAAACCCCCCCAGAAGUGGCUGACCCUGACCACCCUCGUGGGACUAGGCUGCCCCGGUUGGCUGCCCCAGCCGCUGGCGCCAACGAGAGGAUCGUCCUCCGCCCUACUGAGGCCAAGCCCCCACAUAGACCCCCAGGUGAACAAGUAGUACACUUUAUUGUAGUACAAAUAUAAUUGAAGCAUACAAAAGUUAUUCCAAGUAUAUUUGUUGCUUUAAAGUAUGCUUAACGUGUACUUUUAAACAGUGUCCUUCACAGUGGAUCUGCGGGACGCCCAGCUGAGCUCCGCCCCCUCUUCCCGGAACGCCACUGCCUCCGCCCGCCGCCGG